Molecule: messenger RNA, 1444 nt
Organism: Salvia hispanica
Lineage: Eukaryota; Viridiplantae; Streptophyta; Magnoliopsida; Lamiales; Lamiaceae
Product: benzyl alcohol O-benzoyltransferase-like
Source: RefSeq, a predicted model, not a curated record
AGAAUGCAGUCCACGAAGGGUUUAACCUUCAAGGUGUCGAGAAAAAACCCCGAGCUGAUCCCUCCGGCAAAGGCGACGCCUCACGAAUUCAAGCUCCUCUCCGACAUCGACGACCAAGAUGGCCUCCGCUUCCAAAUUUCAUUGAUUCAAUUCUACCGCUCCCAGGAAGGCAAGGCCACGGAUCCCGUGAAGGCGAUCCGUGACGCCAUUGCCAAGGCUUUGGUUUCAUACUACCCUUUCGCCGGGCGACUGAGGGAACGCGCAGCCCGGAAGCUGGUGGUGGAGUGCACCGGAGAGGGUGUCAUGUUCAUCGAGGCCGACGCGGGCGUGACGCUCGAGCAAUUUGGAGAGGCUCUUCAGCCGCCAUUCCCAUGCGUAGAAGAGCUGCUUUAUGAUGUUCCUGGAUCAAACCAAGUCCUUAAUGCACCCCUCUUGUUGAUUCAGGUUACUCGGCUGAAAUGCGGAGGAUUCAUCUUCGCAAUCCGCCUGAAUCACACGAUGAGCGACGCGUUCGGACUCGUCCAAUUUAUGUCCGCGGUUGGUGAACUCGCCCGCGGCGCUGAGGCCCCUUCCAUCCCACCGGUCUGGGAGCGACACCUCUUCAACGCCCGCCACCCGCCGACCGCCACAUGCACGCAUUGCGCGUACGACGACGUCGUUCCUGACACCAAAAUAGGAGCUCCCAUCCCACCUGACGACAUGGCGCACCGCUCCUUCUUCUUCGGCCCGGCUGAGCUCUCCGCCCUCCGCAGCCUCCUGCCUCCCCACACGCGCCGCGGCUGCUCCACCUUCGAGCUCCUCACAGCCUCCCUCUGGCGCUGCCGCACGAUCGCCAUCUCGCCGGAACCCGAGGAUGAGGUCAGAGUCAUGUGCAUCGUCAACACUCGGCGCCGAUUCAAUCCACCGCUCCCAGCCGGCUACUAUGGCAACGCCUUUGCUUUCUCAGCUGCGAUAGCCACUGCGGGAGACUUGUUAACGAAACCGCUUGAUUUUGCAGUAGGGCUGGUGAAGAAGGCCAAGGACGAGGUGACGGAGGAGUACAUGAGGUCGUUGGCGGAUGUGAUGGUGAUUAGGAACCGCCCAUAUUUCGCGGUGGCGCGGACCUACCUGGUGUCGGAUGUGAGGCACGCCGGGUUCGGAAAGGUGGACUUCGGGUGGGGAGAACCGGCUUACGGUGGACCGGCGAAGGUUGAUGAGAUUCCCGGAGUGGUGAGCUUUUACAUUCCUUCUAAGAAUAACAAGAGCGAGGAAGGAGUGUUGGUUCCGAUAUGCUUGGCCGCGAAUGCCAUGGAAGUGUUCGCGAAAGAGGUUCAGGGGAUGUUGGAAGGUGUCGAUGGCCGGAAAAAGGGGGUGUUCAUAGGGUCGGCAAUGUGAAUUAGUCAUCACUAAUAAAAUAGGCUAAGUUUGUAAUAAUGUUUUGUUGAAAUCGUAGUCCGGUCAACGA